Leishmania braziliensis MHOM/BR/75/M2904 is the source of this 3063-nucleotide messenger RNA. RefSeq names its product glutamate dehydrogenase (gene GDH). Gene Ontology annotation, molecular function: L-glutamate dehydrogenase (NAD+) activity. The coding region runs from base 1 to 3063 and encodes 1020 amino acids. The record is from RefSeq and is a predicted model, not a curated record. NCBI's taxonomy places the organism in Eukaryota, Euglenozoa, Kinetoplastea, Trypanosomatida, Trypanosomatidae. Gene Ontology annotation, cellular component: mitochondrion. The transcript has a single exon.
AUGAUGCGCCACACUGUGUCCCAGGCCAUGGCCAGCCUCCGUGGCCGCGUCCUCCCGACUAGCCACGCCAUCACCGCUGUAGCACUGCUCGGUGCUCCCUCGCUCGCUAACCCGUGCCGCUUUGCCUCCUCGGCAACCGCGCUGCCGCUGGUGGACCGGGAUGCCAUCAUCAAGGCUGUGACGACGAAGGCUGUCUUCGACAAAAAGAUUGUCGAGUCGCUCACAAACACCUUUGUGAGCGGACUCGAGAAGUCGAGCUACACACGCAACUUCUCGCAGGCGGAGAUGAUUGACCACGUGCAGGGCCUGCUGACGGCGGAGGCGCGCUUCCGCAUGGGUGACUCCUUCGAGUACGUUCACGAGAACCAACGCACCGCCUUCUAUAUCUGCUACAAUGAGCCUCAGAAGAAGCUGCGCAUGCUGCGCAAGAUGGCGCAGUUUGUGUCCCUCAACGAAGAUCCCAACCUCGGCAGUAACACACACCACUACGUCAGCGAAGACCGUAAGUUUGCCAUCUACACCGCCUCCACCGAGGCCUUCAUCGAGAACUGGGGCGAGGAGGAGCACGUCAACCCCAAAAAUCCAGCACUGCCGACGCAGACGGCAUUUAGGCAGCUGACAGGGGAGCAGAAGGAAAUUAUCCGUGGCCUGCUACGCCGCCAGCUCAGCUCUGUGUUCCCGCUCUUCCACGUUGAGGAGGUCGAGAAGGGCCACGUGUCCUUCACGAUGGCCACCAUGGUCGAGCGCACGAACUAUGUCGCCUCGCUGCUGUCCAUCUUUCAGGAGAUCGCCGGGGCUGAGGUCAUGACGAGUGUUUCCUACAGCUUCUCGAACGGGGUGCAGGUGUAUGGGUUUGAGAUCCAGGGCGCGACGGCUGAGCAGAUAGAGGAGCGUGCCUCGCUGGUUGGACUUCUGCCGAACCGCCCCUUCAAAGCCCUCACGUGCCUGCACGAAGCCGGCGCGCUGUCAUGCGAGGAGACCGUGUUUAUUGACGCAGCCGUCAUCUUUGCCAUGUACUUCACUCCAAGCCCGACGACAGACGACUACCGUCACCUCAAGACGAUCCUGGCGAAGGAGCCGAAUGGCGUGAACCGGCUGAACAACCUGCGCGGCUCUCUGACGCAGGAGGUCAUGUCGGAGCGCUACACCGGCUCCGUCAUCGCCCUCUACCCGGAGUUUGUGAAGCUCAUCUACGACGACUUCAGGCUUGGCUCCACGCCCGAGCGCCGCGCUGCCAUUGCUGAGAAGAUUACACACCGCCUACGCGAGGAUGACCGUCCAGAGUACGACCGCACCCUCUUCAUGAGCUUCCUCAAGUUCAACGAGGUGAUCAUCAAGCAUAACUUCUGUAAGACGGAGAAGGCUGCACUCGCCUUCCGGCUGGACCCGACGUUUCUAAAGGAGCUCGAGUUCCCGCGUGUGCCGCACGGCGUGUUCCUCUUCGCUGGCGGGCAGUGGCGUGGCUUCCACAUCCGCUUCACCGACAUCGCGCGCGGCGGUGUGCGCAUGAUCAUCUGCAAGGAGCGCGACUACCGCAAGAACAAGCGCUCCGUCUUCCAGGAGAACUACAACCUCGCCCACACACAGCUGCUGAAAAACAAAGACAUCCCGGAAGGUGGCAGCAAGGGGACCAUUCUCGUCUCCAGCCGUUACCUGAACAAGUUCGAUGAGGUUCGCUGCCAGCACAUCUUCCUCCAGUACGUCGAUGCCAUGCUCGACCUAAUCAUCCCUGGCGAAAAGGGCGUCGUGGACAGCCUCAAGUCGGAGGAGAUCAUCUUCCUCGGCCCGGAUGAGAACACCGCCGGCACCUUCCCGGCCGCUGGCGCGCUCUACAGCAAGGGGCGUGGCUACAAGGCGUGGAAGUCCUUCACGACGGGCAAGGACCCCGAGCUGGGCGGCAUCCCGCACGACGUGUACGGCAUGACAACGCACAGCGUGCGAGCCUACGUAACAUCCAUCUACGAGAAGCUCGGGCUCAAGGAGUCGGAGAUGCGCAAGUUCCAGACCGGCGGCCCGGAUGGCGACCUUGGCUCGAACGAAGUGCUGCACAGCAAGGAGAAGAUGAUCGGCAUGGUGGAUAUCUCGGCCUCGCUCCAUGACCCGACGGGUAUCAACCGCAAGGAGCUUUCCCGCCUCGCCCGCCACCGUCUGCCGCUGCGCGAGUUCGACCGGAGCAAGCUGUCGCCGGAGGGAUUCCUGGUGCUGACGGAGGACCGCAAUGUGAGGCUGCCCGACGGCACUCUCAUCGGGGACGGCGCUCGCCUGCGUGAUGAGUUCCACUUCCUCAAGUACUCCGACGCGGACGUCUUCGUGCCGUGCGGCGGCCGCCCGCACAGCGUGACACUCGAAAACGUUGGCAGGUUCCUCAAGGUCCCGGACGCGGACGGUGAGUCCAUGAUGAGCGACAAGUACACGAACCUGUCGCCAGAGCAGCUCAAGUUUAAGAUAAUUGUAGAAGGUGCCAACCUGUUCAUCUCGCAGGACGCCCGUCUGGCGCUCGAGAAGUGCGGCGUCACGCUCAUCAAAGAUGCCUCCGCGAACAAGGGUGGCGUGACAUCCUCCUCGCUGGAGGUGUUUGCCGGGCUCUGUCUCUCGGACGAGGAGCAUGCCAAGUACAUGUCCGCCAAAAGCGCAGCGGAUGCACCGGAUUUUUACAAGAAGUAUGUGCAAGAGAUCCUCGACCGGAUUGAGGAGAACGCGAAGCUCGAGUUCAACGCCAUCUGGCGCGAGUGGGAGAAGGACCCGCACCAGUCCAAGACACUUAUCGCUGAUGCGCUGAGCAAGAAGAACGUGCAGAUCCGCUCCAACAUCCUGAGCAGCGACAUCUUCCAGAACGACGACCUGGUCCGCUAUGUGAUGGCACAAUACGCGCCAAAGACUCUGAAAGAGGUGGUGCCGGUGGAUGUGAUGCUAAAGCGCGUGCCGAAGAACUACCAGCACGCGAUCUGCGCUAUGUGGCUGGCCUCUCGCUACGUCUACCAGACUGGUGUGGACAGCAACGAGUUCGACUUCUUCCGCUACAUGACUGAGGUCUACACCAACGUGGCAAAGUGGGUCAAGUAG